Pundamilia nyererei is the source of this 1081-nucleotide messenger RNA. It is a transcript of the gene tceanc2, whose product is annotated as transcription elongation factor A (SII) N-terminal and central domain containing 2. NCBI's taxonomy places the organism in Eukaryota, Metazoa, Chordata, Actinopteri, Cichliformes, Cichlidae. Gene Ontology annotation, biological process: DNA-templated transcription. The record is from RefSeq and is a predicted model, not a curated record. Gene Ontology annotation, cellular component: nucleus. The transcript has 5 exons. Bases 6 to 755 code for a protein of 249 amino acids.
AACAGAUGAUAGAGCCAACAGAUCAAACUGAAUUGUGGAUACAGAACAAAGAGUCUCUAGAGCAAGCUUACACCAUGGAACUGGAUGUAUUAAAACGGAAGCAGAUUGAGCUUCCUGGCUUGCCUUUGAACAUGGACAAGUUUGUAGUGCGGCUUCCUAAGGGAGACGCACCUAAAAAAUCGAAGACAGACGAAAAGGUGUACAAACAGACUACAAUUGAAUCUCUACGGCGAGUGGUUGUUAUUGAGGACAUCAUGCGUUACAAGUCAAUGCUGGAGCUGCCAGAACAGAGCAAAGACAACCUGCUGACUGCCCUGAAAGAGCUGAGUAAGAAGGUCCCUUCCAAAGAGGUGCUCAAGUCCACGAAAAUAGGUCACACUGUCAACAAAAUGCGAAAGCAUCUGGAUCCCGAAGUAAGUUCAAUGGCAGCAAAGGUUUACACGGACUGGAGGACGUUCAUCGAGGAGAAUUCCAAUAAGCCAUCCAUUGAAGUGCGCUCGGACAAACAGUCUGAAGGACUCAGGAGCAACGCUAGAAGGCUCAUGUCUGAAGCACUAGAGGUCAAGGAAGAUUCUGGUCUUAUAGACAACAUCGAGAGGGAAGUGUUUCACCAGAGCUCCCGACUGGUCAGCACUUCAUACAGACGGACUGUUAGAGCACUCGUGUUUGCCUUCAAACACAACCCUGAGGUCAGAACUCAGGUGAAGAACAGCACAAUAGCAGUCAACAAGCUGGUCUCUAAAUACAAAAAAUAACAGAAUAAUAAACUAUGUAGAGCCAGCUGUAUAUGGAAAAUAGUUUUAAUAAAAUUGGAGAAGGAUUUUAUGCACACAUUUUUUUACAUUUUAUUUUUUAUUGUUUUCUUGAUUUUCUGUAAAGAAGUUAAAAAAUAUCUUUUUGUGGCACAUCAGUAGCCUUGCACUUUUUGCAACUGCACAUGAAUCAUUGUAAAGAAUACUGUAGGUGAUGAUAUUAAUGCUAUUCCUUUUUGUAAUGUAAUAAUGUAGGCAUUUUUUUUCAACAGGUCCAUUGUUUUUUUUGUCUUGUAAAUGAACAUUUUUAUACGAAACAUGAUUUAAAG